CAUGUUGGAACUAAGCGGAUUUCAUCAAGUUUAGUGGUGGAAUUCGGGUUGUUUUUUCCAUAUUACCGUUAAUUUUAGUGUUGUUAUAAAUAAAAGCGGACUCAUGCGGCUUUGUUCGGGUUCUAGACAGUGUUAUUUAUAACCCACGACUGUGGUAUUUGUGAUAGACAAAUGUUAUAAGCUAAAAUGUCUCGGAAUCGAUGCGACGGUCUGCUUGCGCGAGUGGAUUUUCCACUUUACACGCUUCAGACAUUGACGAAUCGGCAUGUUCUGGUGGCCGGUGGCGGUGGAGCCUCCAAUACAGGCGUCGCGAAUGGAUUCGAAAUCUUCGAGUUGUCGCAUAAUGGGACAAGGUUUGUGGCAGAGGAGGUGAUGAGGCAUGAGACAGGUCCUAAUGUGGUGAUGACUUGCGCCGUGCGGACGGCCGACAACCGCACUUUCCUCACGGCCGGCCAGGAGAGUCACUGCCAGCUCUACCGGGUAAACAUUCGCAUGGUGGAUGCUGCAGAGAUGCGGCGGGGAAGCUUUCGUGCGGAAAAUGGGCUCAUUCGGCCCAGAAGAAGGCGAACUGUGUCAGAGAAUGAGAACAUUUCUAAAACAGACAAGAACAGUAACACAAUGGAGAAGAGAAUGUCAUUUGAAAUAAGGCCCAGUGAUAGUGUGCAGACAGAUUUUGGAAUUACUUUAUUGUAGCUCGAUCCGCUACAGAGGGUAGUCCGCAUCAGCCACAAUGGAAAACUACUGGCGACGGGCGGCGCCGACUGCAAGGUGCGGGUCUGGAGCUUUCCAGCAAUGCAACUGUUGUUCGAGCUGGACGCACACACUAAAGAGUUGGACGACCUAGACUUCAGCCCGUGCGACUCCACACUGGCGAGCAUCGGCAAGGACGGGCUGGCGCACCUGUGGCACACGGCGCGCCGCGCGCCGCCGCGCCUGUCCGUCACCUGCCAGCCGCCCAACGGCAGCAAGUACCUGUUCCGCCGGUGUCGAUUCGGUCCCAUAGAAGACAAAAAGAACGAAUACCGCAUGUUCACGAUCGCGAAUCCCCUCGCGCGCUCCGGCAAACAGAAAGGGCUUAUUCAACUCUGGGACCCCGCCAAUGGGGAGCUGCAGAAGACUGUGAUAGUGAAUGAAUCACUGAGUGCUUUAGCUGUGAGGGAUGACGGCCGAUUCGUGGGCGUUGGGACCAUGUUCAGUGGCUCUGUGGAUAUCUACGUGGCAUUCAGCUUGCAGCGAGUGGUGCACGUGCCGCGCGCGCACCGCAUGUUCGUGACGGGGCUGGAGUUCCUGCCCACGCGCGCCUUCGGGCCGCCCGUCACCAGCGGCGCCGAGGCCGCGCUGCUCUCCAUCUCCGUCGACAACUGCCUCGCCGUGCACAGCCUGCCCUACCCGAGUAUUAUGCCCGCCUGGGUCGCCAUCGUUCUGAUAGUUUUCGUCCUGUUCUGUACGUUCACAUUAUGUUCGUAUUUAGGUAUUUAAUAAUUAUAUUACUUCAAUAAAGUAUUGUAAGUAUCAUGGGGUUAUGUUAGUAUUUAAUUUACGUCGUAUAAAAAGCUCAUAUACAUAGUAAAAUGUAUGUAUUUAAUAGGAUCAAUUGAAUUAAAUGAAGUGCAAUCUUGCAAC
Molecule: messenger RNA, 1623 nt
Organism: Leguminivora glycinivorella
Lineage: Eukaryota; Metazoa; Arthropoda; Insecta; Lepidoptera; Tortricidae
Product: prolactin regulatory element-binding protein
Exons: 7
Biological process (GO): protein secretion
Cellular component (GO): endoplasmic reticulum membrane
Molecular function (GO): guanyl-nucleotide exchange factor activity; GTPase activator activity; protein binding
Source: RefSeq, a predicted model, not a curated record